UUUCUGGUGUUUGGUUUAAAAGAAAACAAAAAAGAAAACGAAAAUCAUUUUCACUGUAGAAAAACAGACAGCUAAUUUUUCGUUCCCCAUUUCUCUCCGCAGCCCUAGUGAAAACGAGGGAGAGCGACGGAAAAAAUCCCCCGACGCGAUCUCUCCUCGUCGCCAAACUCGAGUCCCCUCUCUCUCUCGGAAAAAAUCCCCCGACGCAAUCGCGGCGAUCCCGAUCUCUUCCCCCAAAUUAUCAUCCUCGGCUCCCGCCUCCCGCCUCCCGCUGUCGAGCCGACGCCGACGCAUCCUCGGCUCCCGCCUCCCGCCUCCCACUGUCGAGCCGACGCCGACGCCGAGAUAAGGUUGUCUUUGGUGAUAUCUUUGAUCUUUUCGGAACCGCUCCAGAUUCAACUGCAGGUUUCUCUUGGAUCUCUCUGUCAACAUGAAUACAAAUUCAUCCGAGACAAAAGAAGAUGAUGAAUGAGCUAUACAAAGGAAAAAGAUAAAAUAUUCAGCAGGGAUUGUGGCUGCAUAUGCAGCAUAUGCAAGUGCUAUUAUGGCAACUAAUAUCUACCAAGUGGAGUAUAUAGAUAGAUCAAUCUUAGCUCAAAAAGAUGAACAUAGGAACUUACUUAUGGAGCGACUUACUCAACAAAGUGAUAGAGAUUGUCGUGAACAACUACGCAUGGGAGUUAAUGCUUUUGCUAGACCGUGUCAGUUGCUUAGGGAGACGGGACGUCUUUAUGAUAAUAGACGCAGUUCUGUAGAGGAACAAGUUGCUAAGUUCCUUCAAAUUCUUUCUCAUAACUGGAAGAAUCGAGCAGUGAAGUUCUAUUUUAUGCGUUCGGGUGAGAGUGUUAGCCGCCACUUUCACAAAGUAUUAGAGGCAUUACUAUCGCUUGAGGAUCAAUUUAUUAAACAACCAGAUGGCUUCGAAGUUCCACUAGAAAUUCAAUCAAAUCAUAGAUUCUGGCCCUAUUUCAAGAAUUGUAUUGGCGCAAUUGAUGGAUCUCAUUUUCGAGUGAAAGUGACAAAAGAAGAUACAAGAAGGUAUCGAGGCCGAAAAGAAUUUCCAACUCAAAAUGUGCUCGCCGCUUGCACCUUUGACUUGAAAUUCACAUAUGUUCUAGCUGGUUGGGAAGGGUCCGCUUCAGAUUCGCGAGUGUUGAACAAUGCAUUAAUACGACAAGACAAAUUAUUUGUUCCUCAAGGGGAUGAAGGAUGCGAGAUUGAUGUUUUGAUGGGCUCACUAAAGUCAAAAACCAAGGAAUUCGGCAUAUUUUUCUCUCUAUUUGGUUAAGAUUCUCUAUAUAUGAAAUUGAUUGUAAUAGAUUUUGUUGGUUAAGGUUUUUUAUAUGAAAUUGAUUGUAAUAGACUUUGUGACUAGAAACAGAUAAUAUACUUUAUACUAGGAAUAUCAUGACAUUUACUUUA
Molecule: messenger RNA, 1422 nt
Organism: Asparagus officinalis (garden asparagus)
Lineage: Eukaryota; Viridiplantae; Streptophyta; Magnoliopsida; Asparagales; Asparagaceae
Exons: 5
Coding region: 545-1288 (247 amino acids)
Source: RefSeq, a predicted model, not a curated record